AUGGAUCCUUCGGUAUAUGAGGCGGCAACAUCGGGCGAUGUGGAUUUAUUCAAAAAGAUUAUAGGUGGUUAUGAAUUACCAGAUGUUCUUUAUAAGAAAACACCCAAAGAAAGUAAUGUUCUUCACAUUGCAGCUGAAUUCAAGCAAAUAAAAUUCUUCAAUGACAUCCCACUUGAAUAUGGAUCUUCACUGUUUUGGGCGACCAACAAGAAGGGUGACACUCCACUGCACGUUGCUGCCAAAGUAGGAUGUGUUGAAGUAGUUGAGUUCCUCAUUGAACAUGCAAGGAAAAUGCAUCACAUGGAAAAAGCUGACGAGGAGAGCGGACCAGCUGAUGGUGAAUCUCAAAACAAGUUACUCCGAGUGAAAAACUCGGAUAACGACACAACGUUGCAUCUUGCUGUUAGAUACAAUCACGAUGAAGUUGUAAUUCGGUUAAUGGAAGCCGAUCCCCAAUUGUGUUGUUUCACUAAUAACGCAAAUGAGUCGCCCUUGUUCCUAGCUGUUAGAAAAGGCACUCCAAGCAUUGUUCAUUGUAUUCUGAAGGCGUACGAGUCUGGCGUUUCUCCUUCUUUUCAGGGAACAAACGGAUUGACAGCUUUGCAUGCCGCAGUGACUCAGAAACAACUCAAAGACAAAGGCUUUGUCGAGAUUCUGGUGUCCAAAAACAGUGACCUAAUCAAAGAAGUUGAUGAUAUUGGAUGGACUCCCUUGCACUACGCAGCAUUCACAGGGAACGUUGAAGCUACUCAACUACUGAUGAAAUCUGAUAGUUCUGCUUCUUAUAUCCUGGACUUAUCAGAAAUGUCAGCUCUCCAUGUUGCAGCCUAUGCAGGCCACACCAAAGUGAUGGAAGAGUUAAUUCGAUAUCAACCUGAUACUUGCGAUUUGCUUAAUUCAAAAGGCCAAACGGUUCUUCAUUCUGCAAUUUUAGGUGGACAAAAAGGGGUGGUUAAGUACAUAUUAAGGACGCCUAAACUUUUCACGGGACUUAUUAAUGAAGCUGAUGAAGACGGAAACACUCCUUUGCAUAUCGCUGUUAUUUACAAGAAAGUAGAAAUUAUCUUCAUUUUGACGGCCGACCAUAGAGUGGACAAGGCUGCUGUCAAUAAAAAGUUCUCAAAAGCCAUUGAUAUUUUCCAUGGUCAAAUUAGUAAAGAACAGUUGGAGUCCUGCGUGGGUGGUCCAUUUUUCCAACAAAAAAUCAGGGAUGAUUUCAACAAACCGGAAACUUCAGAGAAGGAUACGCCCGGCACAUCGGACAGUGAACACAAGAGGCAAAACCGGCGAUCUACUUCCAAUCUAGUGGUGACAACGCUUAUCGCAACCGUCACUUUUGCAGCUGCUGUAACCCCUCCCGGUGGAUUUAAAAGCGACGGGACAUCGGUUCUAUCUGAAAAUCGUUUUUUCAAACUAUUUCAGAUUUUCAACCAGAUAUCCUUCAUGCUCGCAAUUCUUGUGAUCUAUAUCUAA
This is a messenger RNA of Prunus armeniaca (apricot), 1473 nucleotides long. The record is from the annotation of a GenBank genome assembly. Lineage: Eukaryota; Viridiplantae; Streptophyta; Magnoliopsida; Rosales; Rosaceae.